Ostreococcus lucimarinus CCE9901 is the source of this 3672-nucleotide messenger RNA. RefSeq lists its product with no specific name. Gene Ontology annotation, molecular function: ATP binding; protein binding; ATP hydrolysis activity. NCBI's taxonomy places the organism in Eukaryota, Viridiplantae, Chlorophyta, Mamiellophyceae, Mamiellales, Bathycoccaceae. Gene Ontology annotation, cellular component: chromosome. Gene Ontology annotation, biological process: mitotic chromosome condensation. The annotation marks the transcript as partial. The transcript has 2 exons. The record is from RefSeq and is a predicted model, not a curated record.
GACGACGAGGACGCGAAGCGACGAGCGCGGAAACCGCGAUUGGCGAUCAAGAAGAUGGUGCUGGAGAAUUUUAAAUCCUACGCGGGGGCGCAACACGUGGGACCGUUUCAUAAGAGUUUUUCAUCCGUCGUCGGCCCGAAUGGGAGCGGGAAGUCGAACGUGAUCGACGCGAUGAUGUUUGUGUUCGGUAAACGAGCGAAACAGUUGCGAUUGAAUAAGGUGAGCGAGUUGAUUCACAACUCUACAGAUUUCAGAAAUUUGGAGCACGCGCGUGUGGAGGUGCACUUUCACGAAAUCAUCGAUCACGUGGACGACGAAGAAGGAUACGAUAUCGUGCCGAACUCGGAUUUCGUCAUCUCUCGCGAGGCGUACAGGAAUAACUCGAGCAAAUACUUCGUGAACGAUAAGACGAGCUCGUUCACAGAGGUGACAAAGUUGUUAAAGUCGAAGGAUGUGGAUUUAAACAACAACCGUUUCCUCAUCUUGCAAGGGGAAGUUGAACAAAUUUCCAUGAUGAAGCCGAAAGGGGCGGCGCCGGGCGAUGAAGGCUUAUUGGAAUACUUGGAAGACAUCAUCGGUACUUUGCAAUACGUCGAGCCCAUCGAAGAGGCGAGCAAGAAGUUGGAGGAGUUGAACGAGCAGCGCGAUGUCAUGGUAAACCGAUUGAAGUUAGUCGAGGGUGAGAAGGAUGCGCUCGCCAUCGUCAAGGCGGAGGCGGAGGCGUUCUUAGAGAAAGAAAAAGAGCUCUUGUCUACGCGAUCGACGAUGUACCAACUAUUCAUCAAAGAGACGCAAACCAACUUGGUCAAGAUUCAAGAAAACAAGGAUGCGCUCACGCAAAAGCUCGAAGAAGAGCGCGCGAAACACUCCGAGCACGAGGACGCGUUGAAGGCUGCAGAGGGCCGUAAGGGCGAAAUUGCUGACGAAUUGUCCAAGAUUCAAGCUGAUUUCGACAAGAGUGUGAAAGACUUUGCCGACUUCGAGCUGAAGGAUGCCAAGUAUCGAGAGGAGUUGAAAAACAUGAAGGCGUCGGUGAAGAAACUCAACACGAAAAUUGCCACGGACACGGAAAAGCAGCAGAAAAUGGCGGCGGAAUGCGCGGCGAUUGAGAAAGAAGUGCCCGUUUUGGAAGCAAAAAAGGCAGAUCUCGAGGCAAGAAUCGACAAAGAAGAGGCUGCUUUGGAUGCUCUCGUCGCUAGCUUGCAAGAUGAGUUCGCAGCGGUGGGCCGCGAACUCGACCAAGCGCAAAAGGAUUUGGCGCCGUGGGAAGGUAAGCUCGCCGCGGCUCAGGGGGCGUUCAACGUCGCUACGUCUGAGCGAGCCCUUCUCCUUGAAAAACACGCUGAUGCAGAAAAGUCUUUGAACGCGGCACGUGAGGGUCAAAAGGAGGCACGCGUGAAGGCUAUCGAGUUGAAGAAAACCAUCGGCGAAGAGGAAGCGACGUUGGAGACAGAGCGCGCGCGCGCCGAUAAGGCUCGAGUAAUGGAAGCCGAUGCGAAAGAAAAAGAAGCCGCUGCGCAAGCUGAGACUCGUGAGAUUCGUGGUAAGCUCGAACAACGUCGUUCGACGGCCGAGACGGAGAAGAGUCAGAAUGCGAUGGUGCAAGCGUUGCUUGACGCUCAAGCCGCUGGCGCGCUCAAGGGUGUUCUCGGUCGUCUCGGUGAUCUUGGGGCUAUUGACAAAGAAUAUGAUGUCGCGGUGUCGACUGCAUGUGGACCUCUUGAUCACAUCUUGGUUGAAACCACGUCCGAUGCGCAGCUUUGUGUGUCGUACCUUCGGAAGCACAACCUCGGUCGGGGCAACUUUCUUGCCCUCGACAGACAGAAGCAUCUUCUUUCUAAGAUGAACGAAAAGGUUUCCAACCCGGACAACGCGCCGCGCCUGAUCGAUUUGAUCAAACCCGCGGAAGAACGCUUUGCGGUCGCUUUCUACUUCGGAGUUCGUGAUACUUUAGUGGCUCAAGAUCUCGAACAAGCUUCGCGCCUGGCUCACGGCGAGAAGCGCCGUCGAGUGGUUACCAUUCAGGGUCAACUGUUUGAGACCAGCGGUACGUUGAGUGGUGGCGGUUCCAAGCCGCGUACCGGUAGAAUGCGCGUUGGAAAUCAAGCACCAGUGAUUACCGAUGCCGCCGAAGUGGCGAAAGAGAUUAAAAUGGCAGAGGUGGAGCUUGAACAAGCUGGAAAACUCUACGAACGCUCGCGUCAGGUGGCGCUCAAAUCUCUCCAGGAGGCUCGCGAUGCAGAGGCGAUCGUCAACAAAAUCGAACGCAUGAUUCCCAAGUUGAAGGCUGAAUUUGACGCAGCCGAAGCCAAGGCUGCUGAUUUGUCCACUCGUUUGGUUGAACUCGAAGCGGCGCAUGACGCGAGUAAGAACGACGCGGACGAGCUCAAGAGACUCGACAAAGAAGUUGAAAAGGCCAAGGUUGUGUUGGAUGAAGUCACGGCGGGUGCAGCCGCUCUUAAACAGAAGGAAGCCAAGUUGCAACAAAAGAUGGAUAACGUUGGCGGUGAUGGCUUGAAAAGGCAGCGAGCGUUAGUCAAGGAUCUCACCGCCGGCAUCGCUGCAGCGUCUGACGCCGUCACCGAGAAGCGCGCCAAGGCCAAGUCUCACGAAGGGACGACCGCUCGUCUCUCCAAGGGAAUCGAAGCCAAUCAAGCCGAAGUUGAGCAAAUUAAGGCUAAUAUGCAGAAUCACGAGGCUGAAUUCAAGGCACUUGAAGACGGCGCCGCCGCCGUACUCGAAUCGCAAGGCGAACUUAAGCAGCUCCUUGAAGUGAAGAGUGGCGAGUUCUCCGAGGCACAGAAAGCGUUCGAUGAAAUAAUGAAAAUUGUCGGCACCAUCCGAGGCGUUGAAGUUGAUAUUCAAGCGAAAUUAGACGACCUCAGCGUCGUCCAGAAGGAGAAUAAAGACAAGGAAAAGCACUGGAAUAAAGAAAUCAACAAGGUGACGAAGGAGCGCACGUCGCUUUACGCGGAGGGUGAAGUGCCUGAACUCUUGAACGACGAAGAGCUCGAGCAACAUACGACGGACGAGAUGCAAGAAAAGGCGGUGAUUUUAGAAGAAGAACUCGCGGCUGCAAAGCCUGACAUGUCAUCUAUCGAAGCGUACGCGAAGAAAGCGGAGGAGUACGAAGAGCGCGCCGCUGAGUUGAGCGCGGCGACGGAGGAGCGUGAUAACACUCGUGAAGCGUACGACAAGCUACGACAAAAACGACUCAACGAGUUCAUGGAUGGUUUCAAUAUUAUCUCGCUCAAACUCAAAGAGAUGUAUCAAAUGAUCACUCUCGGUGGUGAUGCCGAACUUGAGCUGGUAGAUUCGCUCGAUCCCUUCUCCGAGGGCAUUGUUUUCAGCGUGCGCCCGCCGAAGAAGAGCUGGAAGAACAUCGCCAAUUUAUCCGGUGGUGAGAAGACGCUCUCAUCGCUCGCAUUGGUGUUUGCUUUGCAUCACUACAAGCCCACACCGUUGUAUGUCAUGGACGAAAUUGACGCUGCGUUGGAUUUCAAGAACGUUUCCAUCGUCGGACAUUACAUCAAGGAGCGAACGAAAAACGCUCAGUUUGUGAUCAUUUCUCUGCGCAAUAACAUGUUCGAGCUCGCGGAUAGAUUGGUCGGUAUUUACAAGACCAACAACACCACGAAGACAGUGGCGAUCAAUCCGGGCGCAUUCAAGGUU